Messenger RNA from Apiotrichum porosum, 3567 nucleotides. It is a transcript of the gene NTO1, whose product is annotated as nuA3 HAT complex component nto1. Gene Ontology annotation, cellular component: MOZ/MORF histone acetyltransferase complex. Gene Ontology annotation, biological process: regulation of transcription by RNA polymerase II. NCBI's taxonomy places the organism in Eukaryota, Fungi, Basidiomycota, Tremellomycetes, Trichosporonales, Trichosporonaceae. The transcript has 10 exons. The coding region runs from base 1 to 3567 and encodes 1188 amino acids. Gene Ontology annotation, molecular function: protein binding. The record is from RefSeq and is a predicted model, not a curated record.
AUGAGCACACCAACUGUGCAGGCCGAGAAGGCCUACGACAUUCCUACCGUCUCUUUCCGCGUCAUCACGGACGACAAGUCUCUGCUGUCGCCCGCAGGCGUCCAUUCGGAACAAGCUCGGUCAUAUGGAUACAACGACUUCUCCGACUUCGAACGGCCAGAGCACUAUAUCCGUUACAUCGAACCUAUCGAGUCGGAACUUGCAGUUCAGGUCGAGUAUGACAUGGACGAACAAGGUGGGUUGGUCGCUAGCGAGCCUGCUAACCCGCCAGAUCAGGAGUGGCUCGACGCUAUCAAUGCCGAACGCAAGAAAGACCAGUCCGGCCCCGUAUCAUACGAAGCGUUUGAGAUCAUCAUGGACAAGCUCGAGAAGGAAUGGUUCAACUUGAUCAAGCGCAUACCACAACCCGUCUCCCACCUGCCCGUUGAGGAUUCAAAGUGCGCCAUCUGCGACGACGGCGAGGGGGAGAACUCGAACGCCAUUGUCUUCUGCGAUGGAUGUAACCUUGCAGUCCACCAAGACUGUUACGGCGUUCCCUACAUCCCCGAGGGCCAGUGGCUCUGCCGCAAGUGCACAGUGUCGCCAGAGAAUCCCGUCUCGUGCCUCUUCUGUCCCAACGAAGGAGGCGCCUUCAAACAGACGACAACGGGCCACUGGUCUCACUUGCUGUGCGCCAUCUGGAUUCCCGAACUGGGCGUCGGCAAUUCCAUUUACAUGGAGCCCGUCGAGGGUGUCGAGCUGGUGCCAAAGAACCGUUGGAAGCUUAUUUGUUCGCUGUGCAAGGAGCGCGUAGGAGCUUGCAUCCAGUGUGUCAACAAAAGCUGCUUCACAGCAUUCCACGUGACCUGUGCUCGCCAAAUGGGUCUGCUCCAAAGCAUGAAACUCAUGGGCGAUGGACAGUUGGAGUCGUAUUGCGAGAAGCACCUUCCUCUAGAAUGGCGUGAAGGGCGCGAGGACAUGUCGGACGCCAAUGAUACCGACUAUCACGACACCGAGGAUGACGAGGAAGAGGAGGAUGUCAUCACCCCCGCCCCCAGGAAGCGUGCACGCAAGAACUCGACGACAGCAAGGGCAGUUGUCACACCAAAGACGGCUCGUGCCCACGCCAAGUCGUAUCGCCCUGGACCACCCAUUGUGCCCAGGAUGAUCAUCAAUCGUCUCAUGGAGUACAUUGCCAAGGUGUCGAUCCGCAAGCGACAGCCCUUCAUUGAGCGUCUCUGUCGCUACUGGAGUCUGAAGCGCGAGGCCCGACGCGGCGCCCCGCUUCUCAAGCGUCUCCACCUGGAACCGUGGACUGCCACCAGCGAGUCAAGGGAACAGACUGAAGCCGAGAAAGCAAAGAAGCUCGAGUUUCUCGUCGCCCUGCGUAACGAUCUGGAAAAGGUCCGCCUGCUCGCGGAGCUGGUCCGCAAGCGCGAAAAGGAGAAGCUGCGACAGGCCCAAGUCCUCGCGGACAUUGUGGACAACUUUAUCCUCCCCCACUUUGCGACUCUGCGGACAACUCUGGGCAAAAUUGUGGCGAUGGACCGUGGGGAGCUGUUCCUCAAUCCAGUGACAGUCGAGGAGGCGCCAGACUACUUUGACGUCAUCAAGGAGCCCAUGUCGUGGUCGGGGAUUGAGGCCAAGCUGGACAAGGUCGAGUACCGCUACAUUGACGAGUUCAAGCACGAUGUCCUUCUCGUCCUGAACAACGCUACACUGUACAACAAGGGCGAGACCCCGUUCCACCGUACCGCCGCGAGGAUGAAGAAGAAUGUACAGCCGCUCCUCGACGAGCUCGAUAGCAUUCGAGACGAGAGCCUCCUGCUCUCUGUGUCAGAAGGCGACGAAGGACUGGCGGAGGCCGAGCCAGGAACUGUUGGCGAUCUCGAGACAUCUCUUCUUCGUCUGAAAACACUCUUGUCAACCGACCCGACGGACGACACACGGGACAUGCUGGGAUCGAUCUUUGCGUUCGAGGUCGAGAAGGCCAAGACCCCAACACCUGUUGCCCCGGCUCCCGCAGAGGCACAACAACGCCAACAGCCGCAACAGAAGAGCUCGCGGCGGAGACAUCAGACGGCCGCUGAGAAGGCCAAGUACUUUGAGAAGCAAGCGGCAGCGUACAAGGAGCGUUUGAGCUUGGGCGGUUCGACCCGCAAAUCCCGUGCGGCAGCUGUGACAGACGGCGACGCCGGUGGCACCCCGCCGCCUCUCGAGUCACUCCCUAUGCCAACACCAAACCGACGCCGCGCGGCUCGAAAGGAUGAGCUCGCCGACGACGAACAAGGUGGCGAACCGUCUUCAGCUGCCAGUUCGCCUGGUACCAUCAAGCCAAUGCAAAGGCCUCAACGCGGUGUUCUCGGCGUCCUCUCCGUCCCUGUCAUGUCCGACCGCGAGCGUCGCGCACGGGAGAAGGACCUCGAACUGGUAACGGAGAGUGUCGACCCGCUUGACGAGUACAAGCGCUUCAACGUCGGCUGGAUUUUACCCGAGGGGUCGAAACGCAGGCGCCCACCACCACCGCCAUUACCGCUGAAGAAGCCGUCCGCGCCAAAGACUUCCUCGUCCUCGAGAGGAAACGCCCCGUCCACGGAGCCAAGUAUCCAAGGUACCGAACUCAGCCAUACUAGCAAGGCCAGUCAGGCCGACGCAGACGAUCACCAUGACCGGAAGGGCAAGGGCCGUGCCGAAUCGCAGGACGUGGUCCCAGAGGAUGUCGAAAUGACACCCACCGUGUCCAACAAGCGCAAGCUGUCAGAGGAGGCCGACGAGGUCUCCAAGCGACCUCGACCGGCACCGCCCGCAGACGACAGUGACGACGAUAUCCUCACGCCUGUCCCCGAGUCAGCAGAACCUAGUGCUGUGGCUGAAAAGUUCUCAUUACCCGACCGGUCGAGUUUAUCUCCCCUUCCUGACGAAGAGUCAUCCAAGGAGGAUUCUUCUGAGGAGUCACUUAAGGAGGAGCCAACGGAAGAGCCUACAGAAGAGCCUACAGAGGAGCCCACAGAGGAGCCCACGGCGAACCCCACGGAGGAGCCCACCAAGGAUCCCACCGAGGAGCUCACAGAGGAGCCUACUGAGAAGCCCACCGAGGAGCCCGAGGAGCAGACCAAGGCGGAGCCUGAGGAAGAGACUAAGGAGGAGCCCAAGAAGGCAACAAAGAGGAAGAGGGAUGACUUGUAUGCGCCAGGAUCGCAAGUGUGGGCCAAGAUCACGUCAUACCCUUACUUCCCGGCCAUUGUGGUCGACCAUGUCGGCGAAUGGGAGACGGUGCCACAGUCAGUGCUCGACUUGGAAGAGCACGAAACCGAAGCACAUGGCAAAGUAUGGCUUGUGCGCUUCUACGACAAACAGCGCAGCUAUGGGUGGAUGGCGGCGGACAAGCUCGACAUGCUGGGAACGGACGACGAGCUCGACGAGCUGUACCUGGCGGUGGGUUUCUCCAACGUAGUCGUCGCUGACCCAACAGGGCAAAGAGCGCGGAAAAAAGAGCUCGAGCAAGACCUUCAAGUCGUCGCAUGUCAAGGCGUCGUGCAAGAAGGCAUAUCAGCUGCACUGCAAGGAGAGUCUGCAGGCAGCGUUUGA